GAGACACCAAAACCUCAGCAGCCCCGAGCUUGUUUUCAGGUUAUCAUGGCGAUAGGAGACGCAUCUUCUACCUGAGCUUCCGUAGCGUUAAACUCUGUCCUCGUCCGCUGCAUGAAAACACACACCGAGUCCAUGCAGCGCGGAGAACCGCCGGAGGUUUAGCUCAGAUUGGAGUAAGGACAUAGCGAGUGACCGUCAUGGCAGCGUCGGAGCUGUACACAAAGUGUGCUCGGGUGUGGAUCCCGGAUGCAGAGGAGGUGUGGAAAUCUGCUGAGCUGAGCAAGGACUACAAAAAUGGCGACGCCUCCCUUCAGCUCAUGCUGGAGGAUGGAACGAACCUUGAGCACAAACUGGACCCCAAGACAAAGAACCUGCCUUACCUGCGAAACCCCGACAUUCUGGUGGGCGAGAAUGAUCUCACAGCACUCAGCUACCUCCAUGAGCCAGCGGUGCUGCACAACCUCAAAGUCCGCUUCGUCGACUCGAAGCUUAUCUACACUUACUGUGGAAUCGUUCUGGUGGCCAUCAACCCGUACGAGACGCUGCCAAUAUACGGGACUGACAUCAUCAAUGCCUACAGCGGUCAGAACAUGGGAGACAUGGACCCACACAUCUUUGCCGUGGCAGAGGAGGCUUACAAACAGAUGGCCAGGGAUGAGAGGAAUCAGUCGAUCAUUGUGAGUGGAGAAUCUGGAGCAGGAAAGACUGUAUCAGCCAAAUACGCCAUGAGAUACUUUGCUACAGUGAGCGGCUCAGCCAGCGAGGCCAAUGUGGAGGAGAAAGUGUUGGCUUCCAAUCCUAUUAUGGAGGCCAUCGGAAAUGCAAAGACUACUCGAAAUGACAACAGCAGUCGCUUUGGGAAGUACAUCGAGAUUGGCUUUGACAAUCGCUACCGCAUCAUUGGUGCCAACAUGAGGACUUAUCUGCUGGAGAAAUCUCGAGUGGUGUUUCAGGCGGACGAUGAAAGGAAUUAUCAUAUCUUCUAUCAGCUCUGUGCAUCAUCCCAUCUGCCUGAGUAUAAGAAUCUGAAGCUGAGCAGUGCAAACGAUUUUGUGUACACCAGGCAGGGCCGCAGCCCUGUUAUCGACGGUGUGGAUGACACCAAGGAGCUCUGCACCACUCGCAAUGCCUUCACUUUGCUUGGUAUCAAUGAGACCUAUCAGAUUGGAUUGUUUCAGGUUUUGGCUGCCAUUCUUCAUCUUGGAAAUGUGGAGAUAAAGGACCGAGACUCCGACAGCAGCACCAUUCCUCCCAACAACCGCCAUCUGACGGCAUUUUGUGAUUUAGUUGGCGUUUCCUAUCAGGACAUGACUCAGUGGCUGUGCCACAGGAAGCUAAAGACGGCCACAGAGACGUAUAUCAAGCCCCUCCCCCGCCUUCAGGCUACAAACGCUCGUGACGCGCUGUCCAAACACAUCUACGCCAAGCUCUUCAACUGGAUUGUAGAGCACGUGAACAAAGCCCUCAUCACCAACAUCAAACAGCACUCGUUCAUCGGGGUCCUUGACAUCUAUGGGUUUGAGACGUUCGAGAUCAACAGUUUUGAGCAGUUCUGCAUCAACUAUGCUAAUGAGAAACUUCAGCAACAGUUCAACAUGCAUGUGUUUAAGCUGGAGCAGGAGGAGUACAUGAAGGAACAGAUCCCAUGGACCCUGAUCGACUUCUAUGACAAUCAGCCCUGUAUCAACCUCAUAGAAGCCAAGAUGGGCAUCCUGGACCUGCUAGAUGAGGAAUGCAAGAUGCCUAAAGGCUCAGAUGAUUCAUGGGCUCAGAAACUCUACAACACCCACCUAAAGACCUGCUCCCUCUUUGAGAAGCCUCGCAUGUCUAACCGCGCCUUCAUCAUCCAACAUUUUGCUGAUAAGGUGGAGUACCAGUGUGACGGCUUCCUCGAGAAAAAUAAAGACACCGUGAACGAAGAACAGAUCAACGUGCUGAAGGCCAGCAAGAAGUUCGCCUUGCUGGUGGAGCUGUUUCAAGAUGAAGAGAAAGCCACCAGUCCUACUGGUCAGGCCCCUGGCACCGGGGGCCGAACCCGCCUCAGUGUCAAACCUGAUAAGGGCCGCGAAACAAGCAGCAAGGAGCACAAGAAGACUGUCGGCUGCCAGUUUCGUAACUCUCUACAAAUGCUGAUGGAAACUUUGAAUGCCACCACCCCGCACUACGUUCGCUGCAUCAAACCAAAUGACUUCAAGCUCGCCUUCUCGUUUGAUCCCAAACGUGCAGUGCAACAGCUCAGAGCCUGUGGUGUCCUUGAAACCAUUCGUAUCUCUGCUGCAGGUUUCCCAUCCAGAUGGACGUACCAGGAGUUUUUCAGCCGUUACAGAGUACUGAUGAAACAAAAAGAUGUGCUGCCUGACAAGAAGAUGACCUGCAAGAAUGUUCUGGAGAAACUGGUGCAGGAUCAGGAUAAAUAUCAAUUUGGUAAGACCAAGAUCUUCUUCAGGGCCGGACAGGUUGCCUACCUGGAGAAGUUGAGGGCAGACAAACUGCGCGCCGCCUGUAUCCGCAUCCAGAAGACCAUCCGCUGCUGGCUGGCACGCAAGAAGUAUCUGCGCAAACGCAGUGCUGCUAUCACCAUCCAAAGGUUCACCAGAGGAUAUCAGGCCCGUUGCCUGGCCAAGUUCAUGCGUCGCACUCAGGCAGCUACAAUCAUCCAGAAGUACCGCAGGAUGUAUGUGGAGAAGAAACGUUACAGACAAAAGCAGGCUGCUGCUCUUGUCAUGCAGACGAUCCUCAGAGCAUACAUGGCACGACAGAAGUACCAGGGGUUGCUGCGACAGCACAAGGCGGUCAUCAUUCAGAGGCACGUUCGUGGCUGGUUGGCUCGGUGCUGGUACAAGCGCUGCCUCGUCUCCAUUGUCUACCUGCAGUGCUGCAUCCGCAGGAUGAAGGCCAGGCGAGAGCUGAAGAGGCUGAAGAUCGAGGCUCGCUCAGUGGAGCACUUCAAGAAGCUCAACAAAGGCAUGGAGAACAAGAUCAUGCAGCUGCAGAGGAAAAUCGACGAGCAGACCAAGGACAACCGGACAGUCAACGAAAGGCUAGCUUCUAUGGAGAGUUCCUUUACGCAAGAGAGCGAGCGUCUACGUGGGGAGGUUAACCGGCUGCGUGGGGCAGAGGAAGAGGCAAAGAACAAAUCCAACCAGGUCACGUCACUGAAGGAGGAGCUGGAGAGGCUGAGGAGGGAGCUGAGUGCCACACAGCAGGAGAAGAAGACCAUCGAGGACUGGGCACAGACCUACAGGAACGAAAUGGAGAAAAUGGUCUCAGAGCUGAAAGAUCAGAAUGGCUCCCUCAAGAAAGAAAAAGACGACCUGAAUCGAUUGAUUCAGGAACAGAGUCAGCAGAUGACAGAGAAAAUGGCCCGUGCAAUAGCGCAGGAGACUCAGCAGCUGGAGACAGAUCUGAACGAGGAGCGUUCUCGCUACCAGAAUCUCCUAACAGAACACCUUCGCCUCGAGGAGAAAUACGACGACCUGAAGGAGGAGAUGGCCUCCUCGAAUAUCUCCAAGCCUGGCCACAGGAGAACAGACUCCACACACAGCAGCAACGAAUCAGAGUACACCUACAACUCAGAGUACGCAGAAUUGGAAGAAGGUUCCCGUGCAGCAGAAGACGUGACUCGAGGAAUCGACACUUCACUGACACUCAAACUGCAGAAACGUCUAACAGAAUUGGAGCAAGAAAAGCAAUCACUGCGCAACGAACUAGAAAACAAAGAGGAGCAGUUCCAGCGGGCUAGAGCCAGAGAUGAUGCAGCAUUUAGAAAGGCCCGUGGUGCAGAGCUGGAGUACGAAUCCCUCAAGCGUCAGGAGCUUGAGUCCGAAAACAAGAAGCUGAAACAUGACCUGGCCGAGAUGAGACAAAGCCUGCUUGGUGACAAAGCUGCUGGUGCCGGGGCCCCGGGCUCCCCUGCUUACAAGGUGCUCUUAGAGCAGCUCAACGCCUCCUGUGAGGAGCUUGAAGUCCGCAAAGAGGAGGUGCUGAUCCUGCGUUCUCAGUUGGUCAGCCAGAAGGAAGCUUUGCACCACAAGGAUGAGAAGGAGACCAUGACUGAGCCGUCCAUUUAUGCUGAGGAUGUGUCCAAACUGAAGGACGCUGAUGAGCUCAAGCAGGCCUGCAUUGGACUCAAAGACACAAACAGAUCUCCUCGAUUCAUGCGUAAGCCGUUGGAAGUCAGUGAUCUCCUGAGUAGGCUGAGAUCUGCUGCUCCAGACCUACAUAAGCUGAAUGAGGACGGAGAGCUGUGGCUGGUUAAUCAGGGCUUAAAGGAAACCAUCAGGUUAUUGGAGCACCAACUGCAGACUCAGAAGAGAAGUUACGAUAGUGAGGUGGAGGCUCUACGUGGUGAGCUGCAGAACGUCAAAGAGGAGAACAACCGUCAGCAGCAGCUCCUGGCCCAGAAUCUUCAGCUGCCGCCAGAAGCUCGAAUUGAAGCCAGUCUGCAACACGAGAUCACCCGUCUGACUAACGAGAACCUGGAACUCCUUGCUGACGACCCUACGGCAUCCAGGGAGGCUCGAGUCAUCAUUUUACGGCGGAUGGUUGAUCUGAUGGAACAGCUGGAGAAGCAGGAUCGUACCAUCCGCAAGCUGAAAAAGCAGCUGAAGGUUUACUCCAAGAGGAUUGGAGAGAUGGGAGCGGGUCAGACCGAGGGUCAGACAUCUCCGGGGCAGACAGUGGACGAGCCGAUUCAUCCCGUCAACAUUCCUCGCAGAGAGAAAGAUUUCCAGGGGAUGCUAGAGUACAAGAAGGAGGAUGAGCUCAAACUGGUCAAGAACCUCAUCCUUGAACUGAAGCCUCGUGGUGUAGCUGUAAAUCUGAUCCCAGGUUUGCCAGCAUACAUCCUUUUCAUGUGUCUGCGACAUGCAGAUUAUGUCAACGAUGAUCAGAAGGUCCGCUCUCUGCUCACAUCAACCAUCAACAGUAUCAAGAAGAUCUUAAAGAAACGGGGAGAUGACUUCGAGACUGUCUCCUUCUGGCUGGCAAACACCUGCCGCUUCCUUCACUGUCUGAAACAAUACAGCGGAGACGAGGCUUUCAUGAAGCACAACACACAGCGGCAGAACGAACACUGUCUGUCAAAUUUUGACCUGGCAGAGUACAGGCAGGUGAUCAGUGACCUCGCCAUCCAGAUCUACCAGCAGCUCAUCAAAUGCAUGGAGAACAUCCUGCAGCCCAUGAUAGUCUCUGGCAUGCUGGAACAUGAGACCAUCCAGGGUGUAUCAGGGGUGAAGCCCACAGGUCUUCGUAAGCGCACAUCAAGCAUCGCAGAUGAGGGAACCUACACCCUGGACUCCAUUCUGCGGCAGCUCAGCACCUUCCACUCCAUCAUGUGCCAGCACGGCACCGACCCUGUGCUCAUCAAGCAGGUGGUGAAACAACAGUUCUACAUCAUUGGCGCCGUCACCCUCAACAACCUGCUGCUGCGCAAGGACAUGUGCUCCUGGAGCAAAGGCAUGCAGAUCAGGUACAAUGUGAGCCAGCUGGAGGAGUGGCUCAGAGACAAAGGUCUGAUGGUUUGUGGUGCCAAGGAGACCCUUGAGCCCCUGAUCCAGGCUGCUCAGCUGCUGCAGGUGAAGAAGAAGACUGACGAGGAUGCUGAGGCCAUAUGCUCCAUGUGCCUGGCCCUCACCACAGCUCAGAUUGUGAAGGUCCUGAACCUCUACACUCCAGUCAAUGAGUUUGAAGAAAGAGUAUCUGUCGCAUUCAUACGAACUAUACAGACUCGUUUGCGAGAUCGUUGUGAGAGUCCCCAGUUGUUGAUGGACACGAAGAUGAUUUAUCCCGUCACUUUCCCAUUCAGCCCUUCCUCUCUCGCGUUAGAAACCAUCCAGAUCCCCAGCUCACUCAACCUGGGGUUCCUCACUCGUGUGUAAACAGAGGUCCUGCAGGAUGCCACAGAGUCCUGCAACUAUCCUGACAUGUUGGUCUCAGAUAAAAUCCAAAGCCACACAACACUCUCAUUGGCCAAAAAAGACUUUUACCCCAUACAGCAUUGUUCUCACUGAAUAAAUUCCUUUGAGCAUCACAAAGAAAACAAAUUUAGAGUUUUUACCAACACACUUGAGCAAAUUUACCCUAAAAAUAGCAAGCUGCUAAUUCUAAACACUUCAUAAAGAUAUCCUAACAACAUGAAUGCAACAUGCAAUAUAACACACAAACCCCCAACACAUGCCGAACUGUUGACAUGCAUCUGUAAAAUACAAACAUCUACUGAAAGUAGACAUCCACACCUACACUCACGUCCACUCUCACAGAAUGCACAGAUACACAUCCACAGUCACUGAUGUGAAAUAAACCAGGCUGCAAAACACCACCGUCCAUCCUCCGCUUGUACAAAUGCCUGCCUGUUCUAGAAACCACAGGACGAACUCAAAGCCUCCAUUACUCUCUCUCCGCUGACACGGGGGUCUGUCUCAGUGGUCUCUACCCCUUCUCCCUCCUCUGUGUUUCAACUAGUUGUUCAGGUAGUUCUUCUUGUCAUCGUCUUGUUCUCCAGUGAGAAUGUAUGCACACGACACACCAAGGAGCCCCGAGAGGAGGCGCUGAGACCUCAUGAAUACAUUUAAAUCAGUUAAAAUGGUUCAGCCUGAAAUGUCGGGUUCAAGUACGUCCAAAACCAGCAGAGGGAUACAUGCUAAAGUUAGCUCUCUCCGCCACAUGUUGAGGUGGACCAGGCUUUGUUUGGUCUGUCUGCUCUCAGUCCAGUCAAGACAGAAGUCAUCAUCUGUACUAUAUUAUUUAUACAUAUAUAAAUAUAUAUAAAUAUUAAUAAUAUAUAUCAUGUAUUUUAUUUAUUGCAUCAACUUCUGUCCCCACCUUUCCCAUUUAAGACUAGAACAUUUCUCCCUUUCAUUAUGAAGGAUGGGACCAUCAUUUCCCAGGAUGAGCAGCUGCACUAGAACAGAUUUUGUUUAUAUCCAUUGUAGGCUAUUUAUGUCCAUAUUAGGUAAAUAUGAUGUAGAAUAUAUAGUUUAAGAAUUGCCGGCACAGAUUCUGAUUAUUUAGGUCUUGUCUUAACUUAGAGAUGCCGCUUUGUCAUGUUUAUCCUGCAUUUCUGGCAGAUGAAGGUGAGAUUUAGCGUUAAACCUUCUUCACUCUGAUCUGUUUACAGCUGUGAACUGAGCGUCACAGAAAACACUGGCACAAACACAUUUACUCACACACAUUACACUCUGCUUACUGCUGUGUCAUUGAGGGGUGUAACACUCCUUGCAUUUUUGUCUCCUCUGCUCACAGCUCAAGUUGGAGCUUUGAAAUGUUUUGCUAUGAUCAAUGUAGAGGUAUUUAUUUUAGUAUUAUUUUCUUUUGUAUGAAAGUCAUGUAUAUCAUAAAAGCCAUGUAUCACUGAGUAGGAAAGAUUCUCUGAAGUUGGAGAGUUUGCUUUAAAUCUGUCAAACUUUACCGCAAUGUUUAAAGCUUUUGCUACACAGAAAAGUAAGAGACACUUAGGGUUUUAGGUGCUUUCCAACAUUUCAACCACUUCUUGCCAUAAAGUUUAGGUUCUUUUCUGUUUGGUUCAGAUAUCCACAUGAAUGUCAUGCUAGCUUUCAAGGGCAGAGGGUGAUAUUCAUUACACCCUGUAAUAUACCAAAUUUAGCUAAUGUUUUGACAUUAUGACAGCAUGCAGUGCUGCUACUGCACUCAUCUAAUUGGCAUGAGCUUGGAUAAACUAAAACAGCAAACUCAGGUACCAGAAAUUAACCUGCCGUUUUAACUUUCGGUUUUCAGUGAGAUAAGUUGGAUGAGUGUCUAAAAUUCUGUCAGUGUCAUACAAAAAGCCCUAAUUCCUUCCCCGCUGCCUCCUGUUAAGCACUUUUUCUCCCUCUGCUCAUGCUGUGCCAUAAGUAUUAACCGCCAAACACAUUUGCCUCUCGCCCUCAUGUGACCCUUAUUUUUGCCUGAUUACCUUAUCCUUUCAAAAAAAAUGUCACUUUGCUUGAAAAUGGAGAGAAAAAGGAGAUUACGAAGGUCCCAAAUAAAAAUUAAAUUAAUCUAAACAUUCUAAUAAUCCUGAUGUCACAUUACAGGCUUUAAGCAGACUGCUCUCGCUGUCAGGAACAAGCUACAGGUGAAAACAAGUUGUGGAUGGAGUAAAGAGAUUAUUGUGUGAAGCUGUUUGAUGUUGCACUUGUAUUUGAAAUGAUUUGAUAUCCAUUUGCUCUCAUUGGGACCACGUAUUAUCAAUCUGCCUUUUAUGAUACUGUUUAGAUUUUUAGGUAGUUUAAGUGUGGUUUGUGUAAAGACAACAUAUCAGCAGGUUAUAGGAAGAAAGACAGAAUACGUUUAGCAUAUGAAUGUUUAAAACUGUUAAUGAAGUGUUUUUAGCUGCACAUUGUGGACAAAGCCUUAUCUGAGUUAUUGCUAUCUAAAAGACAGAAUCAGCAAUGAGACAUUGUUUUGUUCUGUCAGCAUAGUAUUUUGUUUUUCAUUGUAAAAUAAAUAUGAAUUGUUAGAUGUAUUCGUUUUUUAUUUUGAUAAGGUGUAUUUUGUCUGACAGUUGGUGGCACAGAUGGGUUGCACUGUUUAGCUGUCAGUCAAGCUGCACUUUUUAGACAUUACAAAGGAAGUCAGAUAGAUGGAUAUGGACUUAAAGAAAAAAACUUUACACUAAAGAGCCUUUCUCCUUUGAUUUCCAUCAAUUUUUAAAUAAAACUUUAGCACGUUUAGCUUCCUUGAGCACAUUCCCUUCCCUCUGUGAACAGGCUCUUUAUUUUCAGAGAUCUUUCCUCCUGGUUUGAUCCAACUACCAUGAGAGCCUCAGGUAUGAAAACACCCUCCUACAUGCAUCAUUAGGCCAUGUUUAUGGACCGAUGUGUUUAGACUGCAGAUUGGGAAAGGUAGUCCCACACGUUCAUGCAUUCAUUGGUUUGUAUUGUUGAGCAGCGCUGCAGCUUCUCUCGCACUCAGACAAGAGAAACAUCCUUUCACUCUGCAUUUUUACAUUAAGGAGAGAGUUGGUUGUAUGAUAUGAUGUCGACGUUAUAAAAGACCAUUGUUAUUAUCAGCACUAGCAUUGAUUGUGCCAUUUAAAAAAAAGUUGUGUAUACAACAAACACUCUAUCAUCACCCCAGCUGUUACUGUGGUUUACUGGUGUGAACAUGCUGAAGCCAGAGCCAGAUGUUUUCCUCUUUGACCCAUGUGUACAUUUGACAAACUGGACUGUUUGUAGUUUCUGGUAGCUGUGCUUCGUGAAUGUGUUCACCGUUAAGAAACUAAGAAACUUCUGUAAAAGUCAAAUAAAAGA
Messenger RNA from Cheilinus undulatus (humphead wrasse), 9251 nucleotides. It is a transcript of the gene myo5aa, whose product is annotated as myosin VAa. The record is from RefSeq and is a predicted model, not a curated record. Bases 198 to 5879 code for a protein of 1893 amino acids. Gene Ontology annotation, cellular component: cytoplasm; actin cytoskeleton; vesicle. Gene Ontology annotation, biological process: vesicle transport along actin filament; actin filament organization. Gene Ontology annotation, molecular function: microfilament motor activity; actin filament binding; ATP binding. The transcript is spliced from 44 exons. Lineage: Eukaryota; Metazoa; Chordata; Actinopteri; Labriformes; Labridae.